AUGGAUUCGCGAGACGACCAUGUCGCACUCACCAACGGCAAUGCCUCCGCCGCCGUGACGAGCGGGCAGGCCGCCGCGUCUCGCAAGAACAGCGUGCUCGACUCCGCCCUGUUCCCGUCUCUCGAGAACGCCGCCUCGGGCUCGUCCAGCAGCCUCGAGCAGAUGCAGAGCGACGAUCCGCUGGCGGCCCAGAUCUGGAAGUUCUUCAACAGGACAAAGCAGCAGCUGCCGAACCAGCAGCGAAUGGAGAACCUAACGUGGCGCAUGAUGGCCCUCAACCUGCGCAAGCGUCAGCAGCAGCAGCAACAGCAGCAGAAGACGCACAACAGAUCCCUCUCGCAACCGACGCAACCGCAGAGCGCUCCCAGCGGCAUCGCCCAGCAGCUGCGAAAGACGUCCGAUACCCAUGCUGAGGGCAUCGAUGCCAUGAACAUUGACGACUUCAUCUUCGCCGAAGAGGGAGGUGCCUCCGUCAAGGACAGCUCACCGCAGCCGCCCGCAUCGUCUCUCUCCGGCUCGCAGACCGCUGCCACCAAGACCAGCAAAUCAUCCAGGCCGCUGGCUUCGGCAAUCCCCAUCAAGGGCCGCAAGGGCUCUUCUGCCAAUCAAUUCGUCGCCCAGUCCGUCCCUGUAGCGCCACCUCACCAGCGGGGACAAUUUGAUGAAUUCCAUUACGUCCCUCGACAUGACAGGAAGACGAGUAUAGACGACCGGCGGACGAGGAAACGGCCUGCCAACUUCUCGCCCCAUGUGAGCGCCAUCAACACGAACGCGUCUGGCCUCAGCCUCGAGCUGGAAGCGGACCCAGACCUCAAUGGGUACUCUCUCGACAACACAAACGCGAUGACCAUGCAGCAGCCCAUGGCCAACAACCAAGGCUCUGCCUUCAAUCUGGACUUCAUGGACAGCGACGGCGUCCUUGGCUCUGCUCCGUUCCAUCCCAACUUCUCCUUUUCUCCGUCGACAUCUCCACUGGUGCAUAAUGGUCCUUUCCCCUCCGUGUACAACAACGCUGCGCUGCAAUCCUCGCUGAACAACCCCGACUUUUACUCUCCGACUGGCUCUGGCUAUCCUUCUGCCACCUCUACCCCACAUCCGAUGACCGAGGGCGACGGCGUCUAUUUCGGCUCCCAAGAUAUACAGCACCAUCAGCAUCACCGUGCACCGGGCUUCCGACAGAGCUCCGGUAGCCUAAACCACCACAUGAACCACCAGUUCAUGUAUGGCGAUUCCAACGGCGGCAACAGCAGCGGCAGCGGCAAUGGCGCUGCGUUCCCUUCCACAAGCGCCAGCUCUGAGGCAGUGGCAUCAUAUAGCGUUGCCCAAACCUCCUUUGGGCACAUCGACCCAAGCCAAGUGUUCCAGACAGACUCGCAGGUCGCAUCUCCCAUUCUGCCAAUGCAGCAAGGAAACGUGCUUGGUUUUGGCGGAGAGUCCGAUGAGGAUGAUGGCAGUGCCUUCUUAGACCGCGGUGGCGUUGGCCUCCACGGCGACUUCACAUCUGCCGUCGACGAGGCAGGGACAUUCAGCUGGGACGCCUCUCUGCCGGGACAAUUCAGCACGCAAGCUGCUCGCUUCCCCGGCGGCCCAACUCGCAAGCACGUGCAGAUUGGAAGCGUCACGACUGAUUACGUCGACACCAGUAACGACUGGGACGGCCAUAGCCUGAGCCGGUCACACUCGCAGACCCUCGGCAUGGGCAACGACAAGCGACAAAACAGACUUCCUCGCAACUCGUCGACACCCUCGCACAUGGCUGCCAAGCACAGCGGAUUCGAGCAAAUCGCUCAGUCUCUCCCCAGCUCGCCGGGUCCUCAUGCUUCGGGAACCGCCUCCGGCUUUUCGUCAGUUGCGCCAAGCAGGCCAGCCUCACCGCCCCCAAGCUCCAAGCACGGCUCUUCGACCAACCUGCAUGCGGCUGGUGGAAACCCCGGAGAGAACAGCACCCCCACCACAUGCACCAACUGCUUCACCCAGACAACUCCGUUAUGGAGACGAAACCCCGAGGGCCAGCCUCUCUGCAAUGCCUGUGGUCUCUUCCUCAAGCUGCACGGCGUCGUGCGGCCCCUCAGCUUGAAGACGGACGUCAUCAAGAAGAGAAACAGGGGUUCCGGUGCCAACCUUCCAGUCGGGGGAUCGAGGAAGAAGAACGCGGGCAACGGCUCCAAUGCCGCUUCGAGGAAGAACUCAUCACUGUCCAUGGCUGCCGCCGCCGCCGCGACCGCAGCCGUUGCUACGGCGAACCACCAAGCCGUGACACCGCCGUCCACGAACCGCCCCAGCAGCAACAAGGACGGCGAUAGCCCCGCCAGCAGUGGACAACACACCGCGGGCAGCACGCCUGGCAGCCAGUACGGAGGAGCCACUAUCGUGGGCGGCAAGGGCGUUGUGCCCAUUGCUGCGGCGCCGCCAAAGACAACGCCUGGACCCGGAGCCUCGUCAUCCAUGUCCCGACCGGCCACGGCGUCCUCCAAAAGACAGCGCAGGCACAGCAAGAGCGAGGGCACUUCCUCGUCAGCCAUGGACCUCGACAGCCCGGGAGACUCUAUCGGACGACAGCUUGGUCCGACUCCCAGCAUGCCUUCCAUCUCUAGCACUAUGCUUUCAAGUGGCAGUUUCUCUAUGAGUCAACGCUCCAUGAUGGGAUCGAGCAUGGUGUCCAUGGGUGGUUCCCAGGCCAACCUUGUGAACAGCGCCGGUAGCUCGUCAGGCCCUCAGGAAUGGGAGUGGUUGACUAUGAGUCUUUAA
Trichoderma citrinoviride is the source of this 2748-nucleotide messenger RNA. Its product is annotated as nitrogen regulatory-like protein. The record is from RefSeq and is a predicted model, not a curated record. Gene Ontology annotation, biological process: negative regulation of transcription by RNA polymerase II; positive regulation of transcription by RNA polymerase II. Gene Ontology annotation, molecular function: DNA-binding transcription factor activity, RNA polymerase II-specific; zinc ion binding; RNA polymerase II cis-regulatory region sequence-specific DNA binding. Bases 1 to 2748 code for a protein of 915 amino acids. The transcript is spliced from 3 exons. Lineage: Eukaryota; Fungi; Ascomycota; Sordariomycetes; Hypocreales; Hypocreaceae.